Molecule: messenger RNA, 1835 nt
Organism: Durotheca rogersii
Lineage: Eukaryota; Fungi; Ascomycota; Sordariomycetes; Xylariales; Xylariaceae
Product: siroheme synthase middle domains-like protein
Exons: 3
Coding region: 481-1287 (268 amino acids)
Biological process (GO): siroheme biosynthetic process
Molecular function (GO): precorrin-2 dehydrogenase activity; protoporphyrin ferrochelatase activity
Source: RefSeq, a predicted model, not a curated record
CCCUGCUAACAACCCCAACUCCGUCUCCUCAGCUCACCUCUACUAUCUACCUGGCUUGGAUUCGUCGAUCAUCACCGUCGUAAUUGCACUCAAUGCCUCUCCUCUUCCGCCUGUUGACUUCCAUGCUAGCUAGAGCUAUGUACGGAAACGGCAGCGUGUAUUUUUUUAUGCUUCAAUAUGUGCAUAACUCCCAUUCAUCGCAUACACAUAUACAUAAGUAGGUACCUCUGCCUCGUACAUUUCCCCCUGCUCGCAUUUCGGGAAUAUCCCAUCCCAUUGUGAUCGCAUUCUCUCCAUCCGAGCCUCUCGAUGCGCAUCGGUUAUCCCUCCUCCCGAGUCUCUCUGAGCUCGGCCUUCUCGCGAGAUAGGUACACGCGACGCAGAAGUCGAGGUUUUACAUGAAACGUACCAGAGACAAGGUCAUGUCUUGAUCGCAGCACUACUUCCUUUCUCCCGCCCCAUCGUCCUCCCGCAAUAAGAAUGGCCCGCCCCAGCAAUGACCAGUUCCCCAAAGUCCAAGGCGGAGGCAGCUUGAUUCUGGCCUGGCAGAUCAGGAAUAAGAAUGUGCUGGUGGUUGGCGGUGGUGAUGUCGCCGCUGGUCGCAUCCUUAACGUUCUGAACGCCGAUGCCAAUGUCAUCGUCGUGAGCCCAUCCUCUGGUCUCAACCCCGAGGUACGCCACCGCAUCGCCAACGACGAGGUCGUCCAUCUCGACCGUGUCUUCCACCCCACAGACCUCGAGGCUUUGCCCGUCAGCAAUGCGCCCCCAGACAUGGUCCUCGUCGCAGUUGACGACCCCGCCGUCUCGACACAGAUCUGGAAACUGUGCAAGGACCGUCGUAUCCCCGCUAAUAUUGCUGACGUUCCCCCCGAAUGCGAUUUCUAUUUUGGAAGCAUGCACCGCGAUGGUCCCUUACAGAUCAUGGUCAGCACCAACGGCAAGGGACCGAGGUUAGCUGCCAGCAUCAGGAAGUGGAUCGGAAUCCAGCUGCCCAAGGGUGUGGGCAGUGCUGUCGAGAGGAUAGGGGAACUGCGUGUCAAGUUGCGCCAGAUAGCUCCUGGCCCCGAGGAGGGACCCAAAAGGAUGCGUUGGAUGGCCAAAGUCAGCGACGCCUAUAGCUGGGACGAGAUGUGUGGGCUCACUGACGAGGACAUGGAUAAUCUCCUCACAUUCUACGAUGGGGAUGAGGUGCCCCAUCUUGACUUGCUAAAGGGUAUGCGAGGCGGAAAGGCCCUUGAAGACAUAGAUAUCUUCGACGGAUCCUUCGGCUUCAGCGUUGUUGCCUAGUCUGUCCGAGCUGGGACCAGCGAUCGAGACCCCAAUUCGCCCUGAUGGCGGCGCGAUGAUCGCCUGAGAGUCUUCCGGAUACCAUGUUCCAUCGUACCUAAGCUUGACGCUAUCCCAAGGGUCGCGCCGCACUCUCGAGCAAAGGCUUCAUACUCAAAGAUAAUAUCCAAAUCGGACAAUGCAGUCAGCUGACCUACUCCCUUCAAGUCAUAAAAUAGUUAAGGCGAGAGAGGCUAGGAAUUAUCUUGCCGGAACAACGUUACUUGUAAUAUCUAACGCACUACCCGACAUGCAAACUGCAUCGUCUUCCAAAUAGGCGAGGGUGGGCUACUACUAGCAUGCAUCACCAUUAAGCUUCUAUUCAUUAGCGCAUACCCGUCAUUCCUGUCGACUUGUUGAAACGGUUGAAAAUUUCCCAAGGAUUCCCGCUCUUCUCAUCGACUAUCGAUGGAUACGUGUAAAAGAGACUGUUGGGGAUGGAACUCUUCAAUUACAAUUUACAGGCUAGAUCUCUCAAUAAUAAUUCAAGGCACCAAUGCGUCGUACCC